Molecule: messenger RNA, 2153 nt
Organism: Klebsormidium nitens
Lineage: Eukaryota; Viridiplantae; Streptophyta; Klebsormidiophyceae; Klebsormidiales; Klebsormidiaceae
Source: the annotation of a GenBank genome assembly
CGCUGCUGUGUGGAUCAAAAGCCUUUAAUAAUAAUAUAUUCAAGUGGUGACUUCGGGUUAUCUUUCUGCGCCCGCUAGCGAAGAUUUUCUCCGCAGCCAGGCAUACUCGAAGGACCUUUAGCCAGAUCCACAGAAAUUUUCCGGAAGGAGGCAGGCCAACCCCUCCAUCCAGAGAAAGUUGCAAACUAUGGGAUUUGACCCGCGGACCUUCGGGCCGACCACAAGUGGAAGGCACAUGGCAGUUGUAUCGACCUGCACUCUAGCCAGCUGAGCUAGCCGAGCGCAGAAAGAUAAGGGCCAAUGAUUCGGUCCAAGUCGACAAUGAACAGCAGUAGCAUCCCCAGGAAGCUCUUAGCAGUGCUCGCCCUUGUGAUAGGAUUCGUUUUGAGUGCUGUGAUUGGGUGGAGCAACGGGCAACUCUCGCAUCAGAUGAGGUGUUACCCACACAGUUUUGGCACUUCUUUGGAAGAAGGAGCCCCUCCCAGGCUCUUGCUGCAGGGUGUCAAUGACCGGGACGGUAUGAUACCUCUUGAGAUCGUACAUCGAGCAUUUAAAGAGAAUCGAGCAACUCUCGUUGUCUUGCGCAUCAUGAAGACCGGCAGCACUGGAUUACAAGCAAUCUUCUCCACACGAAGCCCGGAAGAAUGCAGCCCGCACCUGCAAAAGGAACUACAAUUCCCCAGCGAACCAUCACAACGCUGCAAUAGGCUCUACAAAUUGCUGCACGAGGCCGUCUUUGACACCACAUGCUUGGACAUGCGGGGAUGGGACGACCCAAGAUGGAUGCAGCCGGACUGUCUUCCCUUCAUAGGGUCCCCUGAUUAUGAGAGCCGUGUCUACAAGUUAGACCAUGGCGAGCAGGAUCGAGUGCGCACAACCUUCCGUGGUGCCCGAAUUAUCAGUGGGCAUGUUGCCUAUGGCAUUCACCGGAUUGGGCACAAGGGCUUCUUUGCUUAUUUAACCCAGUUGAGGGAACCCGUUACUCGCACUGUGAGUCAUGUCAACCACUUCUUGAGAAAUGCCCCUCAUGCUUUGAACGGGACAACGUGGGAGAAACUCAUGUUAGAGCCUAGCUUCUUGUGGUUCAUAAAGAGCAACCAUCAGACUCGCCUUCUUUGUAAUGAGGGAACACGGGGACGCUAUAACGUGGGACCGAAGGGCCAAUUUACAACAAGCGACGAGGAGGUCACAGAGGUGCACUAUCGGUGUGCACUAUCUCAUUUGCGCAACACCUUCGCUUUGGUGUUUGUAACCGAGCAGUUACACCAAGUCUAUCCCCUAGCUUCGUUGGUCGCUCGAAUAUUCAAUUUAAAGAUCAAAGAGCCACAGAUUGCGACCACUGUGUUCAAUCCAACGAUCUAUAGCAACGUAACGGUUGCUAUUCGAGCAACAUCCGACAUCCCGGACAAAGUACACGAGUACUUAACCGGUUUGAACAAGUGGGACAUUCUUCUGUAUAAAGAGGCAGAAGUCUUGCACAAAAUUUCAGUCGAUAGGCUACGGAACUUCGAAGAGAACUUAGGUUAAGCAUAAACUGUAAGUACACCACCACUGAUUCUUCAACAGCCCCACUCGAUGUUUCUAUACCAUGAUCAUUCAGAAUGUCCUAGUCGGGUAUCACGAUAGGAACGUCACGUUGUUUUGGAAGCUAGGGCCAGUGAGGCCGCGCCACACUUGAUUCCGAUGUCUGCCAACGAGAAAACAACAUGGCAGUCUCUCGGACUCGAUAGGGUAGCUAGGCAUUGAGUCCGAUCGAGACACAAUGAAAAACGUUGAUCUGUAGUCUGUAUGCCAUGAAAGGCUUUAGGGCCCAUAUGGCAAUAGAAACAGGAAGUUGGCAAACGAAAGAGCAUAGCGAGCGGAUCUACCAAGCUUGCGAUAAGGGCGGAGUAGAGUCGGAAGGACACUUAGUCUUUGAUUGCCCCGCUUAUAGUCAACUUCGGUUGCUUUUCCAUUACCUAUUCGAAAACAGGGGAGAUAGGAAUAUGAAAGCUUUCCUUAAGUUGCAGGAAAAUUAUGCAGUAGGUAAGUUCUUGCAUCUAGCUUUCGAGAAGCGAGCUAGUGUCAUAGAACACUUGUCGACUUAGCCGGUCACGGCUCCGAACCGACGUUCAUGAUCAAAUUACAACAUGGCUACGGCUUGAGAAGAGAAC